AACAACUAUGAACUAGAGCUUCACCGCUACAACUACACUACAACCUCAUCUACCAGCUGUCUCUAGAUCAGCCACUUCUGGAGACUAUGGGUCUCUGUGAGUGUCCCCGGGCAGAUGCUGCACUGUGGUCCAGAAGGAAACAUCUCUAACCUUAGUGACCUACCGUACCCUUUAGCGCCAUGAGGUUGACAUUUUAGAUUGUUAGUGAAAAGUGUUGUCAUCUUCAUGGACUGCAAUGACACCUGGUACAGAUAACCAGUGCCCAGAGAAUAAAUCCGACUCUUCAUCUCGCUCCACCACCAGUUUGAAUUUACGUCUCAAAUCAUAAAAGUGAAGAUUAUCUGGUGACGUGACGAUGCCAUCAACGUGCCUACACAAAUGUCAACCCUGCAGCACUCUUUUUCUUGUGGCUUUUAAAAAAAAUCAUAUUACAUUACAGUUCAUUUAGCUGACGCUUUUGUCCAAUGCAAUUUACAAUAAGACAUUUAAUUAUUUGAGAAGUUCUUAUGAAGAGUGAUUUUCCCCUUCCCAGACUUUAAUACUUUUUAAAAUACAUGAUAUUUAAGAAAUCAAAUAGGAGUAUACAAAAUUAAGUAAAGAUAAGAAACCAUAAUUCUUUAUUGCAGCUGGAUGCUUUUCCUUCUAUGAUAAUCCUUUUAUGACCCCUUACAUUCAUCUCAUAAACCAUUUUAGGUUUCCAACCCUCAGGUUUUAACCACUGAUAUGGUAGUGAAGUAUAAUUUCUCCAAGUGUCACACAAUGGAUUUGCUUGUUUGGGUAUAGUAAAGGUCAACAGUGCUCUUUAGCUAACAUGUUUUUAAAGUGGCAGAUUGUCUAAGGUUUCAAACCAAGGUGUAGUUGCCCUGGAGCAUUUUUAGGUGUUUUUAACACAGAGUAGCAGAGGCAGGUGGAGCAGUAGGACCCUGGGCUGCAGCAGCAGCAGCAGUAGCAGCAGCAGCAGCAGUACAGCAGAGAGCAAAGAGGGAGGAGCCUGAAUAUAAACCAAACAACCCUCCACACCCUGCAGUCUCUGGAAGUUCCUCCGCAUUCCUGCCAUAUUCACAUAACCGAAAACUGGGAAGAACCACACACUGAGGUUGGGACUUUGGAGGGGGUGUGGGCCUGCAGUAGCACCAGAGACCAGAACCUCAUCAUCAACACUCCCUGACAGUGUCAGCAUGAGUAAGGCAGGUGGUGAUGAAGGUGGCGGUGGCAGCAGCAGUGAAGCAGCCCAGCAGCCGGAGGAUAAGACUCCAGCGGAGAAGGUCCUGAGCAAACUGAGUGCCACCACUAUUGGCCCAGGCUGGACUAGAGUUAGUUGUCCCUGCUGUAUAUCGGAGCGGGUUGAGCCCUUGGUUCUGGUGAAGCUCGGAGAGAAGGUUCGCCCUGAGACAAAAAGGUGGCUCAUCAGAGUGAUUGGCGCUUCUCAGAAAGAUGGAGGUGCUGCAUUACUGGCCCACCCGGGCGAGGACGCCAGCGGUAACAUCAUCGUGGUCUCCGCCCCACGCUGUACGUUACUUAAAGCCACUGAAGAGUUGGGUCUCUGUAAGACUUACCGCACCGAGGAGAUGGAAGCCUUCUCCUACAUCGACAGAGACAACUUUAAAUAUUCAGACAACAUGGAGGUGUUCCUGACCCUGGCGGAGCGGCAGUACAUAGUGAAGUAUGAGCUGGACGGUCUGCGGGCGCAGAGAGACCUGAGAAUACCCGGCCUGUCUGACAGCCACACACUGCAGCAGCGUGACAACAUCUGGCAGAAGCUUGGGUCAGCUGGUGUUAUUGUGGACACGUUUCCCCUCCACAACCCGAACAAACUGAAGGAUCUCAGUGAAGCCUGGUACUCUGGGAAUCAGCUGAUUCAGCCGCUGGAUUCAGUCAACGGGUACUUUGGGAGCCCCGUGGCUUUCUACUUCAGCUUCCUUGAUUUCUACACCUGGUCUCUGGUUCCACCAGCCAUACUGGGCCUGUCCAUCACAUACUUCUCAGCGGAGGUCCGGCAUGAGAUGGAUGAGUCGGUGUCAGACCCAAGUGUUGAAGCUGACUCUGGACCAGUGGUCGGUGGUCACAUGAUCCAGGCGGUCUUCAGCAUGCUUUGGUCCACGGUGGUUAUGGAGCUGUGGAAGCGUCGGAGCUCCUCCCUGUCCUACCGCUGGGGGACCAUGCACCUUGCCGAUCGCUUCGCAGAGCCCCGACCCGGUUUCCAUGGCUACCUUGGGGUCAACCCUGUGACGGGUCGUAUGGAGCCGCUCUUUCCUGAAUGGCAGAGGGACCUGCGUAUUGCGCUGGUGUCAGUGCCAGUGGUGGGGCUGUUUCUAGGGUUGGUGGUACUCGGUAUGCUUUGUUUCUACUGGGCGGAGGCUCAGGUGCAACAGCUGCACACAGACUGGGACUCCCUGCUGUCUCAGACUUUUCUCUACAUGCCCUCAGUGCUUCACAUCGUCUAUACAAAUGUGCUAUCAACUGUUUACAAGAUUGUGGCAAAGUCUCUGACUGAAUAUGAGAACCACAGAGAGGAGUCCGCCUUCGAGAACCAUCUGACAGCCAAAGUGUUGGUGUUCACCUUUUUCAACUACUUUGCCGUGCUCUUCCACAUUGCCUUCUUCAAGCAGGAUGUGCCUUUGCUUCGUAAGCGUCUCGCCUCUUUGCUGGUAAUGAGCCAGCUGGUGAACCAGGUGACAGAGGUGGUCAUACCCUUCCUGGUGGACCGAUUCAUCAGCGCCCCACAUAGGACAGAGAGUGAAGACGACCCAGAGGAGGACAAAUUUAGGAACCAAAGCACCCUGCCUGCUUUCCCAGGCUUGUUUGCAGAGUACAUCGAGCUCCUGGUGCAGUUUGGGUAUUUGAGUCUUUUCUCCUGCGUGUAUCCUCUGACGGCCGUGCUGCUGCUCAUCAAUAACCUAACAGAGAUUCGGUCGGACGCCUACAAGAUCUGCAAACUCUUCCGGAAACCCUUCUCCCCCCCUGUGGCUAACAUGGGCGUGUGGCGGAUUGCUUUUGAGGUCCUGAGUUUUGUCUCAGUCGUGACCAACUGCUGGCUGCUGCUGCUGUCGCCAUGGUUACAACAGCUGUUUAAGGAGGGCGGGUUGACCGGCACAAACAUUCUGCUGUUGGCCGUGUUGGUGGAGCAUGUGCUGAUCUUGGUUAAGGUGGUCAUGGCGAUACUGAUCCCCGAUGAGCCGGACUGGAUCCGGAAAAAGAGAGAGCAUAUUGAGUUCACAUCUAUGCAGGCCUUGAGAGAGCAGAAGCUGCAUUCUGAGGAGUCUUGAUUGCGUUUCAAAGUGUUAAGGUGUUGCUUUUUGUUGCCCUGUGCUGCGCUGCUACAACCAGAAGAUGGUACCGACCUCAGUGUUGUUUGGAGCCUCAGAGGUGUUAGAUCUCUGGCCGGGCCCACAGUGCAUACUGCUGUGCCCCUAAUCCUGCCCCUGUACACGUUAGUGUUUCUGCUGCUCUCACUAAAUAACAUGGUGCUUCUGCAAUGUAGACCACUUGAAAUGUACUGUCAUGUAAUGUGUUCACUGCAAAUGCAAUUGAAACAGCAGCUUAAGUUUGUUUUUAUUCAAUAUUGGACUGCAAAUGGAAUGUAUUGGUUAUGUGUGCAGAUGCCCUUUAAACAGAUAAUGAUAAUGGAAGUUUACACAGGGUUUGUUCAGAUUGAAUGAGGGAAAGAGAGCGCUCUUUUAAAAUCACUAUGGCUACAGUAGGUGAAGUCAAUAUUAAUAGUGUGUUUGCGCAGAUUAGCUAGAGCUAAUAGUAAUUAGUUAGUGUUCAGGAUUCAUAAUUAGAGGACAGUAUCAUCACUGUGGGGAUUAUAAGAGCAUCGACAGCAUUUGUGCAUCUUUUAGCUCAUUGUUUUGUGUUUUUUGGCCCAGAACUUUGCUGUUUUGAAUGACACUCACCGCUCUCAUCAGCCUAAAUUCAGCUGUCUUCAGUUAAAAAAUUUAAAAAAGCUCAGAUAGACCCAAUGAAUGCUGCAGAAAGAGUUACAGAGUUGUGCACAUAAUGGAACAGUUAGCAGCUAAAGGGCCAGAUAUGUUCCUGGUGGAGACCAAAAACAAGCUAAAAGAGUGAAUAUUGGAUAUCAAGUGGUCAGAAACACAACUCCAAAUGAACGUUGCUCGCUAACUGCUGGAUGGGUUUAUAAGCAACUGUUUGCCAACAAAUUAGCCAUGUCAACUUUAUAAAGAGAUACUUUGCUAAUGUUGUGUUUACAGUUUGUUGUGCUGCCCCCAAGUGGCCAAACAACAUAUAAUGCAGCUUUAAUUUCUAGCUCCAUAAAAUGUGAGAUUGUAAAUCCUCUCCUUUAAACUUGCAGUCUGUAUUUCCAGUAAACGUACGGUGUCAGGGGAGUUCAGUGCUCAGUCAGUAUUGACAGUGACAACAGUCCAACAGAAAGACUUAUAGUAUUGUACACAUGUAUUCAUGUGUUCUACAAUAAUGAGCUUAUUAUCUGUUGUUUGCAUUUACGUUUAAAAACUCGUAAGAAAUCUUGAAAAACAAGAAGAGAUGCUUCUGGUCCAGUAGUUAGUGGAGUACCCUCCCUUGAUGGUACUGCCCUCUUCAUAAAGUGUGGUUAUAGUACCAUGGCACAUCUAUAACGCGAUAUGAAAACGGGAACCUGUGCCAAGAUUUAGAUUUGAAUUGAAAGUGAUGGGGAGCUACCAAAGAACCGCUAUGUGCUUUGCUUUUACAAAUGUAUCAUUUCUUCUGUGUGGGUUUCAGUCUUUACUCGCUUUGCAAUGUGUUGUGUGCCUCUUAGAAUGACUGCUUGAGUUCACUGUGCUGCAACAGCUGAUUCCCCUUAUAGUCUAACCCUUUACAUUCACACAGUUAGUGUUAUUUUAUGUUGACUGCUGGCAGAUUUGACUUAAUAUAAUGAAUGUGCAGAUUAAUCCACCGUGGAAGUCCACCGUUUCUGCUAGUGUAUUGUUUACUAUAUAAGUUAUUGAUUUAAGGAGUUAGUAGUCUUUCACUGCCACCAGGAGGCACUGUUCACUUGUAUUCACUGUUCCAUGUUAUUCCACAUGCAGAGUUUCACCCUGCUGGCUGUAGAAAUGCAUGGGGAAGGUUGCAGAUGGGCGGUGAGACUUCCUCAUGCGGCUGUACAUGUGCACGUCUGACACUAAUUAUAAACCUAUAAGUGCGUGUGUGUGCUCUGUUCUGAAUGGUUGUGAUGAGUUAGUGAAGAUGAACUUUUCAAUAAGAUGGCACCAGGAUCAGGAUUUGAGGUCAGAAACCGAGGUGACACUGUUUGCUGGUUGUCCUGCAAUAAACUCACAGAAGUUAAUUA
Cottoperca gobio is the source of this 5287-nucleotide messenger RNA. It is a transcript of the gene ano10b, whose product is annotated as anoctamin 10b. Gene Ontology annotation, biological process: chloride transmembrane transport. Gene Ontology annotation, cellular component: plasma membrane. Bases 1179 to 3266 code for a protein of 695 amino acids. Gene Ontology annotation, molecular function: chloride channel activity. The transcript has 18 exons. The record is from RefSeq and is a predicted model, not a curated record. NCBI's taxonomy places the organism in Eukaryota, Metazoa, Chordata, Actinopteri, Perciformes, Bovichtidae.